AUGCUGCCACCGAACAGCCCCUCCCGGAGCCUCGCCCAGGCGGCCGAGAGGAUCGGCGCGGCGCUGAUAGGCACCCCUCUAAACCUCCCCGGCGUCGGCUCGUCCACGGCGGCGGCAGCGGCUCAGGCGCCGACGGCAGAGCGACAGCCUGCCGGCGGCCCAUCCACGAGUACGGAGGAGCCUGCGACCUCGCCGCGCAUCACCGCCGAGGCGCUUGUGGAGAGUCUGGCGGCCGCCGCCGAGGAGGCAGUGCCGCAGACGGGCGACCUCGCAGCGCCCGGUGUGGCGGUCGCUGCGGCCGGCGUCCGCUGGCUGCAGGACACGGUCCCCUUCUGCGGGCUGCUCCUCGUCGUCUUUCUCCAGCAGCACCUGCUGCCCAUCCUCGCCUUCAGCUGGUGCACCUUUGUGCUCCACCACGCCAACGCGCGCGUCCGGCUGUGGCUGCCGCUGCUGCAGGCGCCGCCCGGAGGCGCCGGGGUGCUGCUCGUGGCGGCCGAGAUCGUGACGCAGCUCCUCGCGCUGCUGCUGCUCUGCGGGCGGGACCUCGUCUCGCAGCUCCUCCUCCGCCUCCCGGACUGGGCCCUGAACGGCGCGACCCUCUUCGGAGUGCUGCUCGCCGUCCUCUCCGCCGACGUCGUGGUCCGCUUCGUCGGCAUGCUCCUCAAGCUCGGCAGCACCGCACCUACAGCGGGCGCCACGCCCACGACACGCGCGCUGCUCGCGCUGCGCGGCGCCGCCGGCGUGCGCGCGCCCUGCUCGCUGCGUCGCGCCUUCGCCGUGCUCGAGCUCAGCGGCCUGCUCUACCGCUCGCUGCUGCCCAUCCCUCUCUGGCACGCGUGGCUGGUGCACGCCGUGCGGGGCCGCCUCCUCGCGUCCCUGCUGGCCGGCCUCUACUUGACGCUCAAGCUGACCCAGCUCGUCGAGCGCACGCGCGCCGCCCUCCUCGCCACGCGCUCCCUGCUCACGCAGCAAGUGCUCGUCGGAAAGCACGCCUCCGCCGAGGAGGAGCCGAUGACUGCGCCGGUCGUGCUCGAGGGCUGCUCGCACAUCUUUUGCGAGGAGUGCAUCGUCGCCUGGUGCGAGCGGGCGGGCUCCGACGGAGCAACCUGCCCCCUCUGCCGCCAGCCUGUCCAGCUCGCGACCGGAGUGCACGCAUGCUACGGCGACGGCACAACCAGCUUGCUGCCGCAGGUCUUUUAG
Messenger RNA from Emiliania huxleyi CCMP1516, 1200 nucleotides. RefSeq lists its product as hypothetical. The record is from RefSeq and is a predicted model, not a curated record. Gene Ontology annotation, biological process: positive regulation of ERAD pathway. Gene Ontology annotation, molecular function: ubiquitin protein ligase activity. The coding region runs from base 1 to 1200 and encodes 399 amino acids. The transcript has 4 exons. Lineage: Eukaryota; Haptophyta; Isochrysidales; Noelaerhabdaceae.